This is a messenger RNA of Rana temporaria (common frog), 2479 nucleotides long. RefSeq names its product USH1 protein network component harmonin (gene USH1C). The record is from RefSeq and is a predicted model, not a curated record. Gene Ontology annotation, biological process: retinal cone cell development; inner ear morphogenesis; inner ear receptor cell stereocilium organization. Gene Ontology annotation, molecular function: protein binding. The annotation marks the transcript as partial. The transcript is spliced from 24 exons. NCBI's taxonomy places the organism in Eukaryota, Metazoa, Chordata, Amphibia, Anura, Ranidae. Gene Ontology annotation, cellular component: photoreceptor inner segment; stereocilium tip; stereocilia ankle link complex.
GAAGCUGAGGGAGGUGAAGUUGGAUCGCUCGCACCCCGAUGGACUCGGUUUCAGUGUUCGGGGGGGUCUGGAGUUCAGAUGUGGAUUAUUUAUCUCUCAUAUCAUGAAGGAAGGACAGGCGGACAGUGCGGGACUGCAGAUUGGGGAUGAACUUGUCCGGAUAAACGGAUAUUCGCUGAGUUCCUGCAUCCAUGAGGAGGUCAUCAACCUCAUCCGCGCCAAGAAGAUCGUCUCCAUCAAAGUCCGACAUGUCGGGAUGAUUCCAGUGAAAAGCUCUGCUGAGGAGCCGCUGAAGUGGCAGUACGCCGACCAGAUCAUAUCCGAGACCGAGGGCGGGAAGAGCAGUGUGGCGGGAUUGGCGUCCGCCGGCGGGAGGGAGGUGAAGGAGAAGAAAGUCUUCAUCAGCUUGGUGGGCACCACAGGAAUGGGCUGCAGCAUUUCCAGCGGGCCGUCCCAGAAACCCGGAAUAUUCAUCAGUAAUGUGAAGGCGGGAUCUAUAUCUGCGGAGGUGGGGCUGGAGAUUGGUGACCAGAUUGUGGAGGUGAAUGGGGUGGAUUUCUCUGGCGUGGACCAUAAAGAGGCUGUACAAGUAUUGAAGGGGAGCCGGAGCCUGACACUAACAAUUGUGACUGGAGCGGGCCGGGAACUCUUCAUGACCGAAGACGAGAAGCUGGUGGAACAGAACCGCCAGGAACUGGAUCGCCAGGAACUCCUCCGACAGAAGAGACUCGCCAUGGAGACCAACAAAAUCCUGAAAGAGCAGCAGGAGAAGGAGAAGGUGAGGAAGAUGGAAAUCUCGCAGAAGAUGGCGGAGGAGGAGGAGCGAUUCCACAAGGAGAUGGAGAAGAUCGUCGCUCAGGAGGAGAAGAUGAAGAAGGAUUGGGAGGAAGAUUGGGGUCACAAAGAGCAUCCGAAGAUCACAAAACCGUCCACUCCCCCCAGACAGCGCAGCCCCCCCCCCUUCGGUUGGUUCUAUCGCUAUGAGGGGAAGUUCCCGACUCUCCGGAAGAAGGGGAAGGGGGGGCGCAAGAAGUCCAAGAUGGAGAAUCUGACGGAGCAGAAGAAGAGUAAGAAGGAGAUGGAAUUCGAGGAGAAGCUGGCCGAGGAGAAGGAGGGGAGGCUCGAGAAGGAGAAGCAGCUGAAGAUCAACCGGCUGGUGCAGGAGGUGUCGGAGACGGAGCGGGAGGAUCUGGAGGAGUCGGAGAAGGUUCAGCAUUGGGUGGAGAGAUUGUGUCAGACCCGACUGGAGCAAAUCUCGUCUGCCGAGAACGACGCCCACGAGGGAUCCGGAGGACAUCCGUCUGCCUCUCCCCCACCCACUGCGCCGGCUGCCAGGAGGUUUGGCGGCGGCGGCCUCCAUCUUCACACCACGGAUCUGGACGAGGUUCAUUGUGAGGACGUCGCUCGUCCUGUGAAACGCAUCGCUCCCCCGCCUCCCUCCCCCCGCCCGACACCCGCAGCCAACAUCCCCCGCUCCUCCCCAUCCCCCAAUGUCACCAUGCUGAGGAGGAGUGCUCCCCCGGCCCCACCAGGGCCCUCCUGGACAACCCCCUUACAGCCAACAUGGAUGCAUCUGCCGUCCCCCGUACAGCCGCCUCCCCCUGUGUCGGCUCCUCCCAUCAUCUCCUCCCGCCCACCGCUGCCAUUCUCUGAUGAGCUGAAGACAUACAGAGGGCGGUCUGCCAUGAGAUCCUCCAAUCCGGAGCCAAGCUAUCCACCGAGCCCAAAGGUUGUACGGAAUGCGUCGAACGUCAGUAAAAUCUCCUCCACAUCAAGCAACCCUCUGCAGAUGGCGCCCAGCCCACCGACCCACCGCCGCCCCCCGGUGCCAAUCCCAUCCAAACCAAUCAUGCUGCCUCCCGACACCAACUUCCUGCUGAGAGCGCCGCCGAAGGCCGACCCCCUGCCCCCCGAGAUGUUGAAGCGGAUGGUGGUCUACAAUACGCCCUUCCAAUCCAGCAAGAGACAAGGUUUCCAGAAGUAUGUGGAGGAUUUCGACCCGUAUUCCAUGUUUGCAGCGGAGCAGAUCGCUGGGAAGGACGUCCGGCAACUUCGUAUAAAAAAGGACGGGGCUCUGGAUCUGGCUGUAGAGGGCGGUAUUGAGUCUCCGAUCGGGAAGAUUGUUGUCUCCGCCAUAUACGAUGGAGGGGCCGCCGACAAACACGGCGGGAUUGUGAGAGGAGACGAGAUUCUGGCGGUGAACGGGAAGAUUCUGACCGAUGUGAUGUUGGCGGAGGCGCAGGCCACACUGGCAAAGGCCUGGAAGUCGGGAGGGGAUUGGAUAGAUCUGGUCAUCGCUGUUUCUCCACCCAAAGAAUACGACGAUGAGGUGACGUUAUUCUGAGUCGGGAAUGUCGGAGACGGGACGAGACGAGUCGCGGAGGGCGGAGCCCAGAGGAAGUCGAUGAAUCGGAGAGAUGGAAGCCGAGGAUUGGACGGCUUAAGAAAUAAAUAAAUCGCAAUAAAACUUUCCUGCCAA